Messenger RNA from Funneliformis geosporum, 154 nucleotides. Lineage: Eukaryota; Fungi; Glomeromycota; Glomeromycetes; Glomerales; Glomeraceae. The record is from the annotation of a GenBank genome assembly.
CUCUUAUAUCAUUUGUCGCAAGAAACCUUCUAAGAGCUACAAGAAUAUGGAUUGUAGGUAAGGAAAUUCUAACUUAUGAAGAAGAGCUUAUAGCUGAGUUUGAUAAAGUUUGGAAGUCACUAGGAGGCGCUCAGUCUUAUCGAUUCUGUUGCUG